Molecule: messenger RNA, 423 nt
Organism: Schistosoma spindalis
Lineage: Eukaryota; Metazoa; Platyhelminthes; Trematoda; Strigeidida; Schistosomatidae
Source: the annotation of a GenBank genome assembly
AUGUUAUUGUGGUGGUUAAUGAAUCUUAUGAUAAUUAUUCCUGGAAUCAAUAUGCUACCUUACCGGACCGACAACAAGUAUGUAAACAACUUCCAAGAUUAUGAUAGCAACAACAACUUGGAUGGGUACUGGGAUGAGAUAACACCCAAUUCUCAAAUGGACAAUAUGAGAAAUGAAUAUAAUACAAACAACUUACAAUACUUAUAUACAGCACCAGAUUAUUCUAGUACGGUUGUGGCCAGUUCUUUCAAACCAAUGAAUGAAGAUAUAGUACAACAAAGUCAACAGAGAGUACCAUAUAAUGUGGGUGAAAUGGAAGAAAUGGAUGGAGCGGAUAAACUAAAAAGUCCGUCUGAUGAUGAUGGUGAUGAAGACAAAUAUCGCCGCUUAGAUUCAUUAGAGAAAAUCUCCGUAUACUAUUAA